UUUGUGACUCGGGGCUACACGUCUCUCUCUCUCUCUCUGGAGCAACACGCACACUUCUCAGGAGUUGUGAAUGAAUGUGAGUCGUGUGAAAUCAUCAGCAGGAGCGUUUCACUUCUCUCUGUGAUGAGUGGACUAACCGGGCCGGUGUGUGGUUACUGACUCGAGGCGGAGAGAGGAGAGGAUUUCAGCCCGGGGGAGAUUUACGGCUCGGACAAACGGAGAGGAGACGCGUAUGAGGCCGCAGAAGUGAAGAAUACACGGUGGAGAUGGACCUUAAACUACUUUUUUUGUCAGCAUUGUUGGGAGUCAUAUGCUACAGCAGCGCUCAGCCAGAAGGGAACGAGUGCAUCAAGGCUAAUGCCGAAUCCUGCGGUGAAUGCAUCCAAGUAGGGGCCAAGUGUGGGUGGUGCACAGAUACAGACUUUCUGAAGCAGGGCGAGCCCACGUCGGCACGCUGUGAUGAGCUCGAGUCCUUGAAGAAGAGAGGAUGUUCAGUGUCCAUGAUUGAAAACCCUCAAGGGAGCCUGAAAAUUCUCAAGGACAAACCUGUGACCAACCGUAAGAUAGGAGGCAAGAAACUCAAACCUGAGGAGAUCACCCAGAUACAGCCUCAAAAACUUGCCCUCAGCCUGAGAUCCGGAGAACCACAAACAAUUAAUCUAAAGUUUAAAAGGGCAGAGGACUACCCCAUUGACCUGUACUAUCUUAUGGACCUGUCUUACUCCAUGAAGGAUGAUCUGGAAAAUGUCAAAAACCUGGGAACUAGUCUGAUGUCAGAGAUGUCCAAGAUCACAUCAGACUUCAGAAUUGGUUUUGGCUCAUUUGUAGAGAAGACGGUGAUGCCCUACAUCAGCACCACCCCUGCCAAGCUUCUGAACCCUUGCACCGGGGACCAGAACUGCACCAGUCCCUUCAGCUACAAGAACGUACAGAAACUCACCAGCGAUGGUAGUCGGUUCAACGACCUGGUGGGUAAACAGCAAAUCUCCGGCAAUCUGGACUCUCCAGAAGGCGGGUUCGAUGCCAUAAUGCAAGUCGCUGUGUGCGGGGAACACAUUGGUUGGAGGAACGUCACUCGUUUGCUGGUGUUUUCUACAGAUGCAGGUUUCCAUUUUGCUGGAGAUGGAAAACUGGGUGGAAUUGUGCUCCCUAAUGAUGGCAAAUGUCACCUAGAAAACGACAUGUACACCAUGAGCCACCAUUAUGAUUACCCUUCAAUAGCACAUCUGGUGCAGAAACUGAGUGAAAACAACAUCCAGACCAUUUUCGCUGUCACAGAGGAAUUUCAGCCUGUUUAUAAAGAAUUGAAAAACCUCAUUCCAAAAUCCGCAGUGGGAACAUUGUCUUCAAACUCCAGCAACGUGAUCAACCUUAUUAUUGAUGCCUACAAUUCUUUGUCUUCAGAGGUGAUUCUAGAGAACAGCAAGCUGCCUGAAGGAGUCACCAUCACGUAUCAGUCCCGCUGUAAGAAUGGAGUAGUGAGCGUUGGAGAGGAUGGACGUAAAUGCUCCAACAUCUCCAUUGGAGAUGAGGUCUCCUUCAGCAUUAACAUCACAGUUAAUGGCUGCCCCAAACAAGGCAGUCCUCAGAAUCUAAAGAUUAGACCUCUGGGCUUCACUGAGGAAGUGGAGAUUAAACUGAGCUUUAUCUGUGACUGCGAUUGCCAAAGGAAAGGCAUUCCGAACAGUGACCUCUGCCAUAACGGCAACGGCACCUUCGAAUGUGGCGCCUGCAGGUGCAAUAAGGAUCGUAUUGGCCGAGAGUGUGAGUGCUGGAAAGACGAGGUGUCCAGCGAGGACCUGGAGAAGACCUGCCGCAAGGACAACGGCACCGAUCUCUGCAGCAACAAUGGCGAGUGUGUGUGCGGCAAGUGCGAAUGUAAGAAGAGGGACAACCCAGAGGAGUACUACAGUGGCGAGUACUGUGAGUGUGACAACUUCAACUGCGACCGCUCCAACAACAAGCUCUGUGGAGGCCACGGUCGCUGCGAAUGCCGAGUCUGCAUUUGUGACGCUAACUACACCGGAAGUGCUUGCGACUGUUCUUUGGAUACAUCGACAUGUCUGGCCUCCAAUAAUCAGAUAUGUAAUGGCAGAGGCACAUGCGAAUGUGGAACCUGCAGGUGCACUGACCCUAAAUUCCAAGGACCCACGUGUGAGAUCUGCCCUACCUGCCCUGGAGUCUGUACUGAGCACAAGGCGUGUGUUCAGUGCCGAGCCUUUGGUACUGGAGAAAAGAAAGACACUUGUGAAAAAGACUGCAGUUACUUCAAACUGAUCAAGGUGAAAGACAGGGAGGAGCUGCCUCAGCCCGUACAAGCCUUCCCACUCAUGCACUGCAAAGAGAGAGAUGCUAACGACUGCUGGUUCUACUACACCUACUCCGUCACCAACCAAACCGAGGUCCAUGUCGUCGAGACACUAGAAUGCCCAGCUGGUCCUGACAUCAUCCCCAUCGUGGCUGGAGUGGUUGCGGGAAUCGUCCUGAUUGGACUAGCCCUUUUGUUGAUCUGGAAACUGCUCAUGAUCAUUCAUGACCGCCGCGAGUUCGCCAAGUUUGAGAAAGAAAAAAUUAAUGCCAAGUGGGAUAUGCAAGAGAAUCCAAUUUACAAGAGUCCUGUUAAUAAGUUCCAGAAUCCAAACUAUGGGCAUAAAACUGCAGCUCUUUAAGGUGAAAAUCCGAUCUACAAGAGCGCUGUUACGACUGUCAUCAAUCCUAAAUACGAAGGGAAAUAAUGCCCAUCUCCCCUGCGCGCAGAGCAAUAUUCUUCAUUUCAAUUUGAAACAGUUUCUCCCAUUUUAUUAUUAUUUUGUUUUAUUUUAUUGUGUUGAACUAUGCGUUUAUAUUUUAGCACUGCGUUUAGGAUACAGCAUUGUGUGUUUUCCUCUGUUUUAUUGCGAAACAUGUACAGUUUGUAAAGACUAUUAACAGCUCUUGUUUGGAGAACUGUUUAUAUUUUUGCCCAUUGUUUCACAUAUUCCUGAAACCAUUUACUGAAAAUCGUGAUGCUGAGACAGCUAAUAAUCUCUUCAUAAGCGAUACAUAAGCUAUGAAGCGAACCUUUAUUAUUACAGUUCAUCAUUAUUCACACUAAUCAUUUCCAUCAGAUCUAACAGAGACAACAAAAAGACAUUAUGCAGCAGCAUCACUGUGAGUGUGUAAGAUCUGACAUGACAAUCAGGAGUACUGUUUAUUUGUACUGAGGUCUUUUAUUAUGCCAUUGAGUCUAGAGAUAAUUGCUUAUGUAUUGAAAGCAUGUUACAGCCUUAUGGUAUUUUAUUGUUGUGUUAUAUUUUAAGGUUUUUAAACUUUUCUGAUUGCGUAACAUAGUCUACAGUAAUUUUAUGCCAUACAGAUACUUAAGGGAAAUUUCAGUCAUAAACACACAUGGCUUUUGGUCAGAUUUUCUCUCUUACUUUAAUUCUAUACUACAAAUAUUAUUAUAUAUCGAGCAAUUUUGCAACUUUGUGUAUAUCUGACUUCAAACUGUGUCUGUGCAAGAUUAUAUACUUUACUGAGAGUCGUUUGUAUGUAGUCCUUAAAGUCAGUACUGACGUCUAGCUAAAGCCUGGCAAAAUAGGAAGAAAAAAAUACAAUAAAAUAAACAAACACCAGUUUAUAAAUUUAGGAAAUAUAUCUUCAACUGAUAUUUAAUUAUAGUGGGAAAAUCCUAUUUUCCAGUUGAUACAAACAUUGUGGGCGUGUCAGCCUGGAUAAUGAUUGACAGUGCUGUUUCCCUUGCAACAUAACACAAUCAUAAAUUGCUGAUUUAUUUUGGCAUUUAAGUCUGAACUUUUGCAUACAUAUACAAAGACUUUCCCCCUGAUAUUGGUGACAUUUUCCCUCUCUGAAGAGAUUUAUGAUGGAACUUCAAACCACUGAUGCCAUUUUGUUAAAAACAAGUUUGUGAAAACUUUCAUGGUACAUGGAUGUGUGGUUAUUUUAAUUUUUACCCUGAUUAUUAUCCUAUUUAAAGUUUAGGAUGGUGUGUUUAAAAUAAACAAAUUGCCAUUUUGAUGUCUAUUCGACACAUACUAGGAAGACUCCUGCUCUUUGCUGUAUGAUGCAGUAUUAUCUUACGCGAGAUGUUUCAGAUCCUACUGUAGCUACUCCCCUCUUUUUAAGUGCCUUUUCAACAUGUUCACUAUUGCCAUGCUGUUUUGAAUUUAUUUAUUAAAACCGACUCUUAAAAAACA
Messenger RNA from Clarias gariepinus (North African catfish), 4196 nucleotides. It is a transcript of the gene itgb1a, whose product is annotated as integrin, beta 1a. Gene Ontology annotation, molecular function: C-X3-C chemokine binding; laminin binding; collagen binding involved in cell-matrix adhesion. The transcript is spliced from 17 exons. Lineage: Eukaryota; Metazoa; Chordata; Actinopteri; Siluriformes; Clariidae. Gene Ontology annotation, cellular component: cell surface; integrin complex; focal adhesion. Gene Ontology annotation, biological process: cell migration; cell adhesion mediated by integrin; integrin-mediated signaling pathway. The record is from RefSeq and is a predicted model, not a curated record. The coding region runs from base 267 to 2669 and encodes 800 amino acids.